This is a messenger RNA of Talaromyces marneffei, 843 nucleotides long. RefSeq lists its product as uncharacterized. Bases 1 to 843 code for a protein of 280 amino acids. Gene Ontology annotation, biological process: vacuolar proton-transporting V-type ATPase complex assembly. The record is from RefSeq and is a predicted model, not a curated record. NCBI's taxonomy places the organism in Eukaryota, Fungi, Ascomycota, Eurotiomycetes, Eurotiales, Trichocomaceae. The transcript is spliced from 3 exons. Gene Ontology annotation, cellular component: extrinsic component of endoplasmic reticulum membrane; Vma12-Vma22 assembly complex.
AUGACACAAAUACCAACACCCCCUUCGUCUCGUGGCGCAUCCAUUGAACCCACUGAGCCCGAAGACAAGAGAAACAAUGCAGCCACAACAUCAUUUGAUGAAAAAGUCCAACAACUCGAUAACCUACUAGAACGCUAUCUUCUCUUACUAGACACUCACCAAAAACUUCAAGAGUCACUAGGGAAGCAGCUAUCGUCGGGAUUCUUCCAACUUGCACAUGCAAAUUAUGUCUCGCCCGGCCGUAGAUUCGGCGAGGACUUUUAUGAUGAACGGAUGAAAGCGACGAGGAGAUUAAGGAAUGUUACAUCCUUGCCGGACAAUGACCAAGACUCUAGUUGGAUAGAUACUCGACUGGAAAGAGUUCAGUUUGAAGUAGAGUAUAAAUCUGUCAUCAAUUCCAAGAAUGAUGAACAGGAGGAAUUGAAUGAUGCUGGACAAGACGUAGAGAAAGCCGCCACAGAGACAGUGGCCGAUGAUACACAGCCCGACCAUACGGACGAGACCAAUCAACAAGCUGAAAAAUCGUCAGGAAUCACAACGCCGCCAACACAACCCCAGGAUGCUGCUAAGAACAACAAUGAAGACAAAGGCACUGGCUCUACAACCAAAACAAAAUCAGAAACAGUCACCAAAAAGAAGAAAAAGAUAUUCCGCUCCGAUGAUCCAAUCUCUUGGUAUGGGAUCCUCGUACCCUCAUCACUAAAAAGUGCCCAAAAAUCGUUCACUGAAGCUAUUGAUGAUGGAAUCCCGCAUCUUGUCAGUGUCAUUAGCGAGAUGAGACGUGUGGAGGACAUGGUUUAUGAGCUGAGAAAGGAGAUAUAUGGCUCAGUUGAAGCUAAAUAA